AUGGUCUGCCGCGGCUUCGACCGGGGGAAGUACGAGGCGACGCAGUGGGAGGAGAAGCUGCAGCAUGCGUUCCAGGAGCUCACCCAGUGUGAAGACGAGUUCGCCCUGGUCGCGGAGAUCCGGAGCGGCAUCGCGGACACGACGAAGGCGGAGAUCGACGAGCUGCUCGAGCGCGUGGGGCGCAUGCGGGCCAUCGGCAUCCAGAGCCGCAAGGUCGGGGGAGCCGCGCCGCCCACCGGCGGGGCCGCAGAGGGGAGCGCGCGCCCCAGGCUGCGGUCCGAGGCCAACGGGGACAUGCCCGACCUGAUGCCGGCGGGAUAG
Prorocentrum cordatum is the source of this 321-nucleotide messenger RNA. Lineage: Eukaryota; Dinophyceae; Prorocentrales; Prorocentraceae. The record is from the annotation of a GenBank genome assembly.